Mesorhabditis belari is the source of this 222-nucleotide messenger RNA. The record is from the annotation of a GenBank genome assembly. Lineage: Eukaryota; Metazoa; Nematoda; Chromadorea; Rhabditida; Rhabditidae.
AUGGCUCCUGUUGCUCCCGACAUUGAAGAUCCACAAAAUGAGAUCCCACCAUCACCACCGAUAACACCAAAUGAGAAUCUGAAGAAAAAUGAGGGGCAUCAUUUAAGCACGACGUUUAUUGAGAAAGACAAGGUUGAGAAGCUGAUUAUGGAAAAAGAUGAGCCACCGACGUUGGGAAAAAAUCGACAAAACGAUGAGGAUGAUGAGGUGGGAUUCAGUUUU